Colletotrichum karsti is the source of this 2787-nucleotide messenger RNA. RefSeq names its product kinesin heavy chain. Gene Ontology annotation, biological process: microtubule-based movement; mitotic spindle organization. Lineage: Eukaryota; Fungi; Ascomycota; Sordariomycetes; Glomerellales; Glomerellaceae. The transcript has 3 exons. The coding region runs from base 1 to 2787 and encodes 928 amino acids. The record is from RefSeq and is a predicted model, not a curated record. Gene Ontology annotation, molecular function: ATP binding; microtubule motor activity; microtubule binding.
AUGUCUAGCGCAAACAGCAUUAAGGUCGUGGCCCGAUUCCGGCCCCAGAACAAGGUCGAACUGGAAUCGGGCGGCCAGCCCAUCGUCGCCUUCAAUGGCGAGGAUACCUGUACCCUCGACUCCAAGGAGGCGCAGGGUAGCUUCACCUUCGAUCGAGUCUUCGACAUGAACUGCAAGCAGGCCGACAUUUUCGACUUCUCCGUCCGCUCCACCGUCGACGAUAUCCUCAACGGCUACAAUGGAACCGUCUUCGCCUACGGUCAGACCGGUGCCGGAAAGUCUUACACAAUGAUGGGUUCCAGCAUCGAGGACGAGACCGGCCGUGGUGUCAUCCCCCGCAUCGUCGAGCAAAUCUUCACUAGUAUCAUGUCCAGCCCCAGCACCAUCGAGUACACCGUCCGAGUCAGCUAUAUGGAAAUCUACAUGGAGAAGAUCCGCGAUCUGCUCGCCCCCCAGAACGACAACCUUCCCGUCCACGAGGAGAAGAACCGAGGUGUUUACGUCAAGGGUCUUUUGGAGGUCUACGUUUCGAGCGUCCAGGAGGUCUUUGAGGUCAUGAGAAGAGGUGGAAACGCCCGUGCUGUCGCCGCCACCAACAUGAACCAGGAGUCUUCACGUUCUCACUCCAUCUUCGUCGUCACCAUUACGCAGAAGAACGUCGAGACCGGCUCGGCCAAGAGUGGUCAGCUCUUCUUGGUCGAUUUGGCUGGUAGCGAAAAGGUUGGAAAGACGGGUGCUAGUGGUCAGACGUUGGAGGAGGCCAAGAAGAUCAACAAGAGUUUGAGUGCUCUCGGAAUGGUCAUCAACGCCUUGACUGACGGAAGAUCGUCCCACGUCCCAUACCGCGACUCCAAGUUGACUCGUAUCCUGCAAGAAUCCCUCGGUGGUAACAGUCGGACGACCCUCAUCAUCAACUGUUCUCCCAGUAGUUACAACGACGCUGAAACCCUGAGCACUCUUCGCUUCGGUACACGUGCGAAGGCAAUCAAGAACAAGGCCAAGGUCAACGCCGAGCUCAGUCCUGCCGAGCUCAAGUCUCUGCUCGGAAAGGCCAGAGGCCAGAUUUCCACCUUCGAGACCUACCUCGCGAACUUGGAGGGAGAGGUUCAGCUUUGGCGUGCUGGAGAGGCAGUGCCCAAGGACAAGUGGGUGCCGCCUAUUUCUGCAGAUGGCGUCGCCGGAACCAAGGCUGAAGCCAAGGCUCGUCCGUCAACACCAUCCCGCCUUCUUCCCGAUAGCAGAUCCGACACACCAGCCAUCUCAGAGCGAUCCGGAACACCAGGCCCGCCACUUGACAAGGAUGAGCGAGACGAGUUCCUGCGCCGCGAGAACGAGCUCCAGGAUCAGCUCGCCGAGAAAGAGUCCCAGUUCACCACAACAGACAAGGCUCUGCGAGAGACCAAGGAAGAGCUCACCUACCUCAAGGAGCACGAUGCCAAGACGGGCAAGGAAAACGAGAAACUCCACGCCGAGGUCAACGAGUUCAAGAUGCAGCUUGAGCGCUUGCACUUUGAGGGCAAGGAGGCGCAGAUCACCAUGGACGCUUUGAAGGAGCAGAACGCCGAGUUGACGACGGAGCUCGACGAGGUCAAGCAGCAGCUCCUCGACGUCAAGAUGAGUGCCAAGGAGACGAGUGCUGUUCUCGAUGAGAAGGAGAAGAAGAAGGCCGAGAAGAUGGCCAAGAUGAUGGCCGGUUUCGACCUUGGCGCCGACGUGUUCAGCGACAACGAGAAGGCCAUCACGGAGGCCAUUGCUCAGCUGGAAGCUCUGCACGAGAUUAGCUCCACUGGAGAGAUCGUCAACCCCGAUGAGCUUAAGGCGCUCAAGUCACGAUUCGUCGAGAUUCAAGGAAUUGUCCGGCAAGCUGAGCUUUCCGUGUACAGCGCUUCCUCCAGCGAGGCGGACGCCCGCCGCCGUGCCGAGCUUGAGGAUCGCCUCCAGACUCUCCAGCAGGAGUACGAGGAGCUGCUCACCCGUAACCUGGGAGAGACCGACGUCGAGGAGAUCAAGUCUCGCUUGGAGAGUGCUUACUCCGACAAGCAGACCACCUCCAUGCAGCUCGUCGAUGAGCUCAAGGCCGAGAUCGCCCAGAAGGCCGCCGAGAACUCCAAGAUGAAGGCUCUCAUCGAGGACCUCCAGCAGAGAGUCAAGGCUGGCACUGCCGCCCCCAUGACCAACGGCAAGUCCAUUCAGCAACAGAUUGCCGAGUUCGACAUUAUGAAGAAGAGCCUCAUGCGCGAUCUUCAGAACCGCUGCGAGCGCGUGGUUGAGCUUGAGAUCUCGCUCGACGAGACAAGAGAGCAGUAUAACAACGUGCUCCGGUCAUCCAACAACCGGGCCCAGCAGAAGAAGAUGGCCUUCCUCGAGAGGAACCUCGAGCAGCUCACCCAGGUGCAGCGCCAGCUCGUCGAGCAGAACUCGGCGCUCAAGAAGGAGGUCGCCAUCGCUGAGCGCAAGCUUAUCGCUCGUAACGAGCGCAUCCAGAGCCUCGAGAGCCUGCUACAGGAUAGCCAGGAGAAGAUGGCUUCGGCCAACCACAAAUUCGAAGUGCAGCUCGCUGCCGUCAAAGAAAGGUUGGAGGCUGCCAAGGCUGGUAGCACUCGCGGCCUGAACUCACCCUCCCUUGGAGGAUUCAGCUUCUCCGGAGCCGGCAGCCGCAUUGCCAAGCCCCUCCGUGGCGGUGGUGGUGACAACCAGGGACCUUCUAUCCCCGUCAUCUCCAGCAUCCAGCAGAGCGAGGGUAACACCGGCAAGCGCAGCAGCUGGUUCUUCUCCCAGAAGUCCUAA